This is a messenger RNA of Mytilus trossulus (common blue mussel), 3015 nucleotides long. RefSeq names its product calaxin-like. Gene Ontology annotation, molecular function: calcium ion binding. Bases 49 to 687 code for a protein of 212 amino acids. The transcript has 7 exons. The record is from RefSeq and is a predicted model, not a curated record. NCBI's taxonomy places the organism in Eukaryota, Metazoa, Mollusca, Bivalvia, Mytilida, Mytilidae.
AUUUACUGACUGAACGUAAACAAAGAUUGUACCCAUCAAAAAGACAAAAUGCCAUCAAAAGGAGUUAAAUCCUUUAGAACCCGACAAGAUAAACAGAAAAUGAUAGAAAGACUGAAGAAAAAGACCCAUUUUAGCAAACUGGAGAUAGAAAAGUUACUUGAAAUGCAGAGAAAAUUAAGUACCAGAGGCAAUAAAAUUGACAGGUCAAAGUUCAGAGAUCUACUCCACAAUACAUUUGCUAUCACAGAAGACUUUAUAAUGGACAGGGUGUUCAAGGCAUUUGAUAAAGACAAUGACUCCCAUUUGAAUGAAGAAGAAUGGAUUUUGGGAAUGUCAGUUUUCCUUAGAGGCACCAUUGAUGAAUUAUGCAAAUACUGUUUUGAUGUGUAUGAUAUGAACAGUGAUGGUUUUAUUUCAAGAGAAGAAAUGUUUCACCUACUGAAACAAAGUCUAAUUGUGCCAGGAAAUGAGCAGGAUGAUCCCGAUGAUGGUGUGAAAGAUUUAGUUGAAGUUGCCCUAAAAAAGCUGGACCAAGAUCAUGACACAAGAGUUUCAUUUGAAGACUUUAAAACCUCCAUCCAUGACGAUAAUUUACUUUUAGAAUGUUUUGGAAGAUGUCUGCCUAACCUUCCGAGAAAAGAAUCAUUUCUUGAACAGAUUGCAGAUGAAGCCCAUCUGAAGAAGUAAAGAGAGCUGAUAAACAUUUCCAGAUACCAGAUUACUGUUUGUCAACACAAUGAUUAUUUCUGAUGCCAAAGAGUGAAUUAAGCAUGAACUUGUCUUCCAAAUUAGUUUUUCAUAUGUCUUUUUUACCUAAGUUUUCUCUUUAAGAUUUUUUUUUAUCGUAGCCUUUUAACAUAUUCAUUUGACUUAAAAAAGAAUAUUGUCUACUUUAAAUGAUUGUUAUGAUUCAGUACUUAAAUUAAAAAAAAAAAGGGGAAAAUUAGAGUUGUCAGUAUGUGAAAUUUUUUGAAAUAUAUUCUGAAUUUAAGGAUUUUUUUUAACAAGAACUAAGGGUAAUAAAUUUCUCAUAUGUUAUCAUUAUACACUAUUGUUAAUGCUUGCAUUAGAGCAGUAAUUAUUUCUUAUACAAUAUCACUGUUUCUGUUUAAUUACUUGUAUUUCAUGCCAUUGUUUAUAAAUAUAAAAGUUGUGAAUUUGGAUGUAAAAUAUCUGCAUUUAAUGAAACAUCUCUAGUCAAUACAUAAAGCAGGGUUAGCUUUCAGAUACAAUCUGAAGUACUGUUGAUAAUUCAAGUUAGUGUAAAACAUACAGGAAACGUGUUAGUGUAAAAACUUAAAUGAUGAAAAUGGCAAUUUAACUUUGAACAUAUUUCAUUCUAUUCUUUUACAAAAAAAUCCAUUUAUAAAGCUUAGCUUGAAAAUCAGAUAGAUAUGAUUUUAAUGCUAGAUAAUUAAGAGUGGAACAGCAAUUUUUAUAUUUACAAAAUUCUAAUUAAUAAUUGGGAUACAAUAAUCAAUAUGUGACUAUUGAAAAAGGUAAAUAAUUGCCUAUUGGUUUUCAAAUCAAAAUGAUCAAAAUCAAAAUGCUGCAAUGAAAUACAAAGCUUUAAAAUAUAUUGUUUAAUAUAUAUAUAUUUUUUUUAAUGAGAUCAAUAUAGUAGUGUUAUAUGUUAUUUGAAGUGUUUUUAUAUAUCUGCUAUAUAUUUUUAACUAUUUUACAUUGUUAUUUACAGACUAAUAGACUGGUUUUGAUUUUCUAACAUUUUACACAUCAUUUAUUUAUGAACAUUUUAUUCUAUUGUGCAUUGUUAUUAUAUUUUCAUGACCGUGGCAUAAUACCAAAUUUUCUUGUUUAUUUUAACUUAGAAUUAUUUAUCAGUAUUUUUUAUUAAUUAAAUAUUGUAAAAGCUGUUUCACCUCUGAAUGAUAUAUAUAGUUCAUAGGAAGUAUGUACAGCAACAUUACUUCACAGACAUAUAUCCUACAGAUCAGGACUCGGUUUCACAAAAAAAAACUUAUGACUAAGGUUGAUUGUUAGGUUACUGAAUUGUUCAGUUCAUGAUUUACGAUCAAUCUUAGUUGUAAGUUUUGUGUAAAACGGACUCAAGAUAAGUAUAAUACAUUUGUGGUGAGAGAACAGACUCUUGAACCAUUUGAAUUGUCUUUUCUUUGCCUAGAAAAAUAGAAAUUCAUCACAGGAGUGUAUGGCUUAUUCAAUAUUAUAAAAUAUACCUUUAUUUUUCAAUACAGCUGGUUUCUAAUGAAUGCAGCGAACAAGAGACUUUGUUAAUGAUUGUUUUUGUUAUGUUAUAGGUAACUUAUGUUUUUCUGAUUAUGUUGUUGAAUUAUAAUAAGUUUUAGUAUGUUUAUUUGAGUGUUUUCAUUUCAAACCAUUGUUUUUGUGUUUUUCAAAACAUAAUCAAAUACAUUAUUGCUUACUACAUUUAUAAAAGUGCUAUCCUUUACCUUCUUAUAUGUUAUUCAAAAGACUGAAAAAACAAAGAUAAACUUAAAUCAUUUAACUUCAAUAUCUUUUUAUUUGUAAGAGGGCAAAACUUCUGUUCUAAUCGAUAUGCAGCAAAAGUCAUAACAUGUACUUUUUAGUUCAUUGCAUCUUUUAUUCCUAGAUAAGCUCUUUUGUAAUAAGGAAACAUCUUGAAUGCUAUAAAUAUUGUCAGUAAAAGAAGUAUUUGUGAUAACUGAUGACAAAACUAGUCAAAAUAAGAUGCAUUUAUCUUUAAAUAUUUUCAGGAUAAACUAGUCUAUUUAUAGCCUACAUUAUUUAUUUUUAUCCCAAGACCAUGACAUUUAAAAUUUGUUUCAGCAAGAAUGUUUAUUCUAUAGAAAUUGCCAAAUGGUAUAUACAUUUUUUGUAUUUUUACUUAAAAAUUAUUUUUUUAGUAUUAUUUUUGUAGUGAAAGUUUUAUUGUUUAUUAUCAAUGAUAAAAUAUAUCAUGUGAUAAACUUUCAGGUGUUAUCAUAUUUUAUAAUGGAGGUAUUUGUAAUCUUGUGACCUAAUUGUUGAUUUUCUUGCCAGUUUUGUUCAGUUAAU